CACUAGUCCAUCUGUACGCAUUGUUCAGGAGACUGAGGGAGGAACAGACGUGUUUUCACAGUCAGCCUGAAGGGGUGAUCACACAGCACAAGCUCUAGCAGCCUUGCUGGCACAGUCAGCCAUACAUUACACACAGGGACAGUGGGGAAGGAACAUCUCUCCUGUGUGACCAGGAACACGUGUAGGGAAAAGCAGGUCUGGACAUUCCAAUCACCCCCCACGCAGCCCUGAUCACAGAGAUACUUUGUUUUACUCUGCUGGAAGGAGAUAAACAAGUGUUCUACAGAGGGAACGCAGAGACUGCUUUUUCUAUCCGGUGGGAAUUCUUCCAGCAACAAGUGAGGGACCCGAGCAAGGAGACCUGGGAUCGUUUGGCCCCCAUUGCAACUUUUCCCCUGUCUUAUUUGUGACCCCCAAGAAAACCUGAUUUUAGAGGAAUAAUGAGGAACGUUUUGAUACUCCUUACCUGUGGCUUGUUCGCCUUGGUGUCCGGGGAAACGUGGGUAAAAACAACAUCUGACAAAGACCUGUACAUCGAUAACACGUCAGUUGAAGAGUCAUCAGGAGCGUAUCCAAUUGAUGAUGAUGAUUACUCUUCUGGAUCAGGCUCUGGUGAUGUAGAAACAGAUGACGUGGACGAUAUUGUGGCGUCAACACCUCAACCGAUGCCAGAAAGUCCACCAACUAGUGAUGCUCCAGAAGAUGAGCUUACUACACCGAAAAUACAAACAAAUUUGCCAGAAGAAACAGAGGAACCUGAAGGAUCAGUGAAGCAGAAAGAAGACACUGAACUGACACAGGUUAAAUCUGAAAUUGAUGUGCGCACAGAAAAACACACAGAAAACCUUUUCCACAGAACAGAAGUUCUUGCAGCGGUUAUUGCUGGUGGUGGCAUUGGAUUCCUGUUUGCCGUUUUCUUAAUUCUCCUGUUGGUCUAUCGCAUGAGAAAGAAGGAUGAAGGCAGCUAUGACCUCGGAGAACGAAAGCCUUCAAGUGCAGUCUACCAAAAGGCACCUACUAAAGAGUUUUAUGCAUAAAACUCCUAUUUUUAGUGUCUCUUUUUAUGAGAUCACUGAACUUUCUUUUAAACAAAGCUUUUGCAUAGAUUAAUGAAGAUUUUUUUUUUUUUCUCAUUGAAAAGCCUUUACGGCAAUUUUAUGAUUUAAAAAAAAAAAAAUCCCAUUGUAUUUAAAAACUUUUCAUGUAUUCCUUAAGAAAAAAAUACAAAAACAAAAAAUGAAGUAAAAUCAGAUCUUAACAUUUGCAUUGUUGAGUGAAUAACAGUGGCAGAGUAUUAUUUUAUAAGACCAUUGAUAUUCAUUAAAACGUCGUAAAACCUUUGAUGCAUAAACACAAAUUUUUAAAAAUGGAAAUGAUUGUUUCAAGCUUCGGGUCUAUGAUAGGUUGUUUAAUAUUUUUAGCAUGUCUCAGAUCUUUCAAAUUUUUAGUUUUUAUUUCAUUAAUUUAUCAUUUUCCAAACAAAUGCCUUUUGUAGUUGUCAUGGUGCAAUUGUCAUAGGGUAAUUCAGAUAUACAAUAUAUUAGUGUAAAUGUAUUUUUUUUUCUAUGUAAACUUUUACUUCCAAAAUAUGUAUAAAUAUGUGUCAUGAUAUCCAUUUUACAUUGCUCUGUUGUGUGUUUUUUUUUUUUCCUUCCGUUUAUUUUUUUUUUCUGUUUGUUUUUUGUUUUGUAUUUUAAUGUAUUUUCUGAUCGGUUUUAACAUGGCAAUUGUUUAAACCUUGGAAAAUGUCUACAAACGUUACAGAGUAAGCUACUAUUUCUCUAAAGGUGCAUUCUCUCUUACUGUAAGAAAGACCAUCAGUUUGGUACUCUGCUGUGUUUUUUUAUGUUUUUCUUGUGAAAGAUAUAUUUUUCUUUUCUCUCUUUCUCUGUAAGUCAUCUACCUUGUCCACAUCGUUGGAUACUAGUAUAUGGAAGCCCCCCGUUUUACUUGCAAAGAUAGAUUACAGAAAUAAAUUAGAACUUCAGAUAGUGAAGGAUUUGAUCAGAUCACUGAAAUUUCUGAACCUCUUAUGUACACUUUAAUUUUUAUUUUAUUUUUGUUCUGUUAUUAAAUGCAAGACCAGGUUAAAUGGAAUCUAUCUUGUUUGACUUUUUGAACCCGUGUAGUCCAACAUUAUUUGUUUUUGGAGUGUUUUUGAAUUAUUCUGCUCUGUAUUACCUGUUUGGAAAUCCACCCCAAACAGGUAAUUUUCUGGGCAUCUAAAUCUAGAACAUUAAAUCAGUAUCUUACCAACUUGUUAAUCAGUAAAUCCAAAAUGCCUAAACCUGAUUGAUCUGUUGACAUUAAAAAUAAUAAUAAUAAACAAAUUCCACUUAAUGCAAAAUGUAGAAUUUAAAUUUAUUCUGUUUUGCCAAAGACUUUUUUUUUAAGGUACAUAAUCUUCAAAUUAUUUGUAUGUAGAUAGAUUCCAUUUAAUAGAGUUGACAGGGUAAAACAAUAUCACAGAAUCUUAAGGAAUCAGGGUUCGUGUGUUUUCUGAUUUAGGCUCUAACUUGUUUGGUUUUAUUGUAAAUGUAUAAACCAAUUGCCUAUGACAUUCAUUUAGUCGUAGGAGCGGAUGCACCUUUACCACCAUAGCUACUGCAGAGGGUCAGUACAGUACUGCGCAUAAUGGCAAGCAGAUGCUGAUGGCUGCAAAUGUUAUUGCAUAUGUUCUAUUGCAGGUUGGGUAAGUUGCAAAUCUUCGAGCCUUAGCAACUCCAGUUUCAGGCUAAUUGCGGCCCAACUAGAGCUGAAGGGUGACAGGUUGCCUGUCUAUUUUUUUGGGUAGAGUACUACAUGGAUGGAGCCAAAAUCCAAAGACUAUAUAGCAGUAUUCUGACAAAGUUGCCAGGCCACUGUAUUUAACUCCGUUACAUUUUAAAGGUACGAAUAGGAGUUCAAGAGCAAUUUUGUCUUUUUUUUUUUCUUCAACAUGCAUUUAAGUUGUAAAAGUCUUUUUAAGCCUUUGAAGUGCCUAUGAUUCCAUGUAAAUUGUUACAGACUAUGUUACGAAGUGUAUGAUCUAUGUUACGAAGUGUAUGAUCGUAAACAAAGAUGUUGGUAUUUUAUAAGCACAGAAAAAAAAAUCUAAUGGUAAUUUUGUAGUCUUACAUCAAUAGACCUAUAAUGUAAUUUGGGAGCAUAAACACUACUGAAUAAAAUCAUGUGGCCUAAUAA
Pelobates fuscus (common spadefoot toad) is the source of this 3183-nucleotide messenger RNA. It is a transcript of the gene SDC2, whose product is annotated as syndecan 2. The record is from RefSeq and is a predicted model, not a curated record. NCBI's taxonomy places the organism in Eukaryota, Metazoa, Chordata, Amphibia, Anura, Pelobatidae. Gene Ontology annotation, biological process: cell migration. Bases 441 to 1037 code for a protein of 198 amino acids. The transcript has 5 exons. Gene Ontology annotation, cellular component: membrane; cell surface.